AUGAGUAGAUCAAGAAAGGAUAGGUCUGCAUCAAACGUUCCUAGAGAACUUAUGACGUCGUUCCAACAAGAAGAAAGACUUAUACGGCUAAUUCACCACAGGAAUAAAAAUCAACAUCGUGUAGCUAUUUGGUGGAAGCAAUUUUGCACAUUAAAGAGAGUAGUUACUCAGAUAGUUGUUCUUCUCCAACACUGGAACAGAUUAGAAAUAAAUGCAUUAUAUCACAUCACUCACAAAUUUAUUAGAACACACGUUAAGAAGAUGUAUUAUGAAUUCAAUGGUGUAAUUACAUUAGGCCAGUUUCCAACUCUUGGAGUGGUACUCAUAGGGUUAUUAGGUCGAAUAUAUCAUCAAGUUACAAAACUUAUCGAAUUACAUAGUGAAGAGUUUCGUAAAUUUGAACGAACGACCAAUAUCGAGAAGCAGGAUUAUAAAAUCCAAAAUAUAGGAAUUUUGAAUGAUAUUACAAUAUUAAAUGAGGAAGUAGGGGAGAUGAUUAUGGAGGAUGACAUUAUAGAGUCCAAAACUAUUCCAACUACUGGUGAUAAGGAGGAAACUAUUAAGAAUUGUAAUACUAAGGAGGAAAAGAAGAAAAAGAAAAAGAAAACAAUUAAGUCCAAAAAGCAUAAAUCUGCCAUUGACAGCAUAUUUGGAUAG
Molecule: messenger RNA, 657 nt
Organism: Maudiozyma barnettii
Lineage: Eukaryota; Fungi; Ascomycota; Saccharomycetes; Saccharomycetales; Saccharomycetaceae
Gene: RMP1
Product: Rmp1p
Exons: 1
Coding region: 1-657 (218 amino acids)
Biological process (GO): maturation of 5.8S rRNA from tricistronic rRNA transcript (SSU-rRNA, 5.8S rRNA, LSU-rRNA); nuclear-transcribed mRNA catabolic process, RNase MRP-dependent
Cellular component (GO): ribonuclease MRP complex
Molecular function (GO): rRNA primary transcript binding
Source: RefSeq, a predicted model, not a curated record